CUCCCAUACAGUAUUCAGCUUAUGCAAGGUGCAUGUUUCUAUUCGUACAUUAGAUUUGUUUGAACUACAGUCGUAGUUUCCUGCUAGUUUCGCAGUACCAGAACUAGUUCGGGCUCGACGGUUCCUGAGCAUUCAUAUGUGUGUAUCCGCAUCAUGCACAUGCACAUGCAAGGACAGCACGUUGUGUCAUCUACUUGGUUUUCUUUUGAUGCCACGCGCAGAGGAAUCCUUUUUCUCCGGUAGUUGUUCUGGUCUCGCUUCACAACAUGGUACAGCGACGUUCCACCUCAAGUAGUGGUAGCCGUGCGGCGUCUCGGCACAAAGUUCUCGGCGCUGCUUGCCGACGUAGUGGAAGAAAAAGCGUCGACUCUCCGAGACUCGAGUUUUCGAGAUUACUUGGUACGCAUAGGCAUACGGUAGUCCUCAGCGCUGUGCUCGCGCUAGGCGUGGCUUUCCUGUUAUGUCUCUUGUGGUCUAGUUCACUACCACCAUCAAGCGAACAGCAUUUCGCUGUCGGUGCGCAGGCAACGUCGAGCCCCGCGAAAGCUACGUCAAGCGGGUCAUUUCGUGCCGCAGCAAGGCCUAUUGAGGACACGACGUGCGCGGUGGAGGUGGUCGAUGAAGCCAAUUCCAAGCAGCUUUCAUUGAUUCUGUCUGCGCUUACAGAGACGCUGUUUUUUCGCCUUUUCAAGGUGGACAUGCACGCGAAAUGCCAGUACGACUUCAAGAACAACAGGUGGAUGGACGAUGCGUUCCUUGAACAGAAUGCGCUGUUUGGAGACUCGACGUCGUCGUCCUCAGUGAGCGAAAGAGAAGAUACGAAUUCUUCUUCCGCGUCCCCUUCUAGUACAACAUCAAUGACGUCGUCGUCGAACAGCGAGGAAGAUGACUUGGACGAUGAGGACGACGAGGUCGAUUCUGCAUCACCAGGGACGCCGUCCACAGUGAGUGAGGCGGCGAAGAAGGUCAUAGCCGCCGUCUCGGGAAAGAUCGGAGAAACGUCGAACAACAGCUCAAGUUCUUUGAAAAUAGGACUUCCCGAGUCGGAGCACGAAGACAGUUUUCAAUGUACAGGACCGCCAAUGCUGGACAGCGCAGCACCAGAGGUGUCUCAGUUGAUGAAGAAGCCGGGGAAUCUGAUGAGCACAGAGCGACCGCAGUCGGCCUGCACGGUUACCGGUGAAGCCGACGGCUUCCAGUUUGGCGGAAGCAAGGAAAACAAGCAGUUGGCGGCGUCGGGUGGCAGUCGCGUGGACCGUGCUAAAACCGAGGAGGAAGCUGAAUUCAGCCGCAUGGUCGCAGCGCGUAGUUGUGCAGAGGAUGCGCCAGAGUUUUGGCUCGACAUGUGCAGUAUGGUCAGCACCCGCGGUCCCGACUUUAUCAACCUCUUGAAAAAUCCUGAAACCAACACGGGGUAUCAGGGACGGCACAUCUGGGAAGCCAUGUACAGUGAGAACUGCUUUUCGCACCACAUUUUGAAAGUGAACGGUCUAGAACAAGACGAGCAAAGGGCAGGCAGCAUGAAUGCCUUCACUCAGGUUAGAAGAGGACAACUAGAAGCGUCGAAGAAAGCCGCGACUUUGUCUUCAGGAGAAACCGCCGCGCCUCUGCGGGAUUUGAACGAUACUAGUGCCAUCGAUCGGCGGGAACACGAGACCGACGGAGAAGGCAUGUGCUUCGAAGAGCGCGUGCUCUAUCGACUACUGUCCGGAGUGCACAGCUGCACGUCCAUCUCCAUCUAUUACAACUACUACCCGCCCUCCGCGCCACCGCUGGCUUCUGCGGGCUCAUCGAGCGGUGCGGAUGGGGCUGCACAGGCUGUUGCGCCUUUAUGGGGAAAGAACCCGGAACGCUUUAUGGAGGUGUUUGCGCGACAUCCGGACCGUCUGAAAAACUUGUAUUUUGCUUUCAUUGUGCUCUUGCGCGCAACCAAGAAAGCCGGGAACUUCUUUGAGGCGUACAAGUACAACACGGGGGAUGCGCAAGAGGAUGCGAAGAUUGCUACCCUAAUGCGCCGCCUUCUAGACAGCGACAGCUUGGCGUUCUGCCACUCAGCGUUUGAGGGGUUCGAUGAGAAAUCGAUGUUCCUGUCCAAAGAAGUCUCAAGGCGCGAGUUCAAACGAGGGUACCAUGCAAUAACAAUUUUUUCCGACUAGUCGACUUCAACAUGAUCGCUGGACUUGCUUGUUUUUUGAUUAACUACUCAACCACUCGCUUGUUUUUUGAUUAACCACUCAACCACUCGAUUCCUUUUUAUCACUGUAAACUAUAUUUUCUUGUUCUUCGUCGAUAUCUACUUGCUCCAAUAAUGAAUUAGAAUUCAUCUUUUCAUCAACAGGUUCCAGCGUAUAUCCGCAUUGAUGUCGUGUGUGAAGUGCAGUCGAUGCAAGUUGCAUGGCAAGCUGCACAUCCUAGGAAUCGGAGCGGCCUUGAAGAUUUUGCUUUUGACGGAGGACCUUCUGCCCACGUCCCUGUCGCGCGAGGAGAUUGUGGCGCUGUUUAACACGCUGCAUGCUUUUUCGCAGGCUCUCCAGCACGCGAACUCGCUGUUGCAACUCUAUGUAAGAAAGCAUUCACGCAGAAAGAAGGGACGUCGGAGUAGUGCGGCCUUGCCCGAUGUCGAUAUGACCACGUUGGUUGAGGGAACCGACGACGAAUUGGUGAAGACCAUGGAACAGAGUGGUGAUAGCCCUGAACCUUCUGCGGGAGAAAACGAUGAGCGAGAUGAUGGCUCGCGUGGGAGCAGUCGUGGUAAGGACAGGGAUUCUUCUAGAAAUAAUACUGACAGCAAUGAUGAAGAAGAAGAAAAAGGGCUAGGAGAAGUUCCUGGUAGCGACGACGAUCGUCCGUGGCCAGACCAAUUGACAGAAACGCUAGCGAGGCUUCGAACGCUUUUGCAGACGGUAAAGGACGAGGCCUCGUCGGAGGAUGUUGCUAUCCUGCGUGGCGCGCAGGAAGAGAUGGCGCGGGCGGUUGCGGUAACCGCGGCAGCCCAUGCAUCUUCCUCGCCAAAGAGUGCGUUGAAAACAGUAACGUCUGCUGCUUCACCUGAGGAACUGACGCUUACGGCUGAUGCGGUUGUUGUCGGCUCUGGGUUGGCCGGCAUGUCCGCAGCUCUGUCGGCCUUGCAGCGGGGAGCGAGUGUUGUUAUGCUGGAAAAAGAGCCACGGCUUGGUGGGAAUAGCGGAAAAGCAAGCUCUGGGAUCAAUGGUGAGCUGUGGGAAGAGCGUUUGAAUGCUGAGGCAAUGAACGUCGAUGAAAACGUUGCACUGCGGUCUUUCUUCCACGAUACCAUGAAGUCGGGGGCCGGUCGCGCCGUCCCAUCGCGCGUUCGAACCUUGGUAGAGCAGUCCGAUGAUGCACUCAAGUGGUUACAGGGCCAGGGCGUGGACCUCGGGCUCAAGGCGGUUCUCGGCGGACAUUCUGCGCCGCGUACGUACCGGCCGAGCACGGGCAAUUUCAUUGGCACGGAGGUCAUUCUCGUACUCGAACGGCGUCUGCGCGAGUUUGAAGCACAAGGGAAGCUCACAAUCUUGAGCAAUUUGAAGGUAGAAGGAUUGCUCACAGAGCUUUCUAGUAGUGGAGCAAGUAACGCUCACACAUUAGAAGAGAAAACAGUAUCUUCUAGAAGUACGAUCGCAGGAACCUCUGGUGCGUCUGCGGACAACUACAAGUCCAAAAUGCCACCACGUGUUCUUGGCGUGCAUGGACAGUUUGCUACAGGCGAAGCGGCGGCUUCAAAGAAGAUUCGGGUGUUUGGACGUGACGGAAUCGUUCUCGCCACGGGUGGUUUCGGUCACGACCACUCGCAGGCAGGAAGUCUUCUGUAUGAGCACAGGCCAGAUUUGCGUCAGUUUCCGACGACACUGGGGAAAUGGACCACUGGCGAUGGAAUCCGCAUGGUCCUUUCCUUUCCCGGCACGCGACUAGUCGACAUGCGCUAUGUGCAAGUACACCCAACAGGUUUUGUGGAUCCCCGUGAGCCGCUGGCAGGAACAAAAACUCUGGCUGCGGAGGUUCUGAGAGGUGUCGGUGGGAUUUUGCUUUCGGAAACUACAGGAGAGCGCUUCUGCGACGAACUAGGAACGAGACAGUACGUCGUGGACAGAAUGCUGGAGGCACAAGGACAAGCAAAGGAAGCAUCAAAACCUUCUUCAGCUUCAUCAAAGAAAGAGAAGCAGUCUUCUACUUCUUCAUCUGCAGUAGAGUCGAAGAGUGGUUCUGUGCGUCCCUUUUUCAUUCUCCUAGGUGCUGACGCGCAAGAAGCUGCGAGCCGGCACAUUCAGCAUUACACGCACAAGGGCCUUUUGCACUACUUCGACUUGACGCCUCCCAGUGGGACAUCAAACAGUGAGGAGGCAAACGAGGCAGUUGCGAAAGCUCUCGGAGAGAAGAGCGCGAAGAAAAUGCGAGAAAAGCUGCUGCAUGGUGUCUCCAUAUAUGCGACGGCGGCGGAGAAAGGAGUGCCAGACGCAUUCGGAAAGCAGAAAUUCUUGAACAUCCCGAAAACGACAGAUCGAAUAGUAGUAGGAAAAAUAGUUCCAGUAGUUCACUACACUAUGGGUGGUGUCGAAGUGGACGAUUUGCACAGAGUGGUAACGCACACUGCAGUAGAAGCAGCAACAACUUCCUCGCCGACGAAAAGCAAAGCAGUAAGGGAGAACGCCAAUGCUGCGGGGAAUGAAGAAACCUCGGCACCAGUUGGCGAUUACCUUCCAGAUGAGCGCCUACCGGAAGAUGUAGGAGAAGCUGACACACCGAGGAUAGUUGUCCCCGGACUCUAUGCUGUCGGAGAAAUCGCAGGCGGCCUCCACGGAAAAAACCGACUAGGCGGCAACUCACUUCUGGAGUGCCUCGUUUUUGGUCGUCUAGUUGGUCAACGCAUCGGUGAUGCUGUGGCGAAGCGGCAAUCACUAGCACGUAAUUUCGAUCAGAUGCUUGACGCAAGACUGGCUAGUAUCGCAGCAACGCAGAAGGGAACCGGUGGCAGAGAACCGCGGUCACUGAAGAGGAGGAAACAAGCUCCUAAGGACAAGCCUUUGAGGGAGAUCGACGAGUCAGAGCUGCAGCUGCAUAACAACACCUCAGAUUGUUGGGUGCAGCUCUACGACGAGGUAUAUGAUCUCACAGUAUAUGCCCGUAUCCAUCCCGGCGGCGAGGCGUCGAUAUUCGAGCUAUGCGGUCAGGAUGGAACGGCGGCAUUCGAAGCAAUCCACGCCCGAUCGAUGUUGAAAGAUGGUGGUUUUAAAGCCUUGGGAAAAAUCGCUCAACAAGGGAGCGCACCGUCUUCAUCGGACUAUAAAACUACCAGCAAGGUGGAACAGACUUCGACGACCUCCUCCUUUUCGACCGCAACACAACAGGGCUCAUCCUCGACGACAAAACGUCCCACUAGCAUGUCCCCAACACGCAAAGCGGCGGCGAGCAGACAAAAGGAUGAACUUUGAUCAUUUUUGUCUCCCUUUUGGACCGACAUUAUUGUUGAAACACAAACUGCAGAUGUUGUAACAUACGUCAGCAGAAAAACCUUUAUUCCUCGCCCCCAUCGAUACCAUAUCCGCCCUGAUGUUUGUCGAACGUUGAUAAGUUUUCAUCUCAACAAAGAGAUGUGUGCUGAGGAU
Molecule: messenger RNA, 5621 nt
Organism: Amoebophrya sp. A25
Lineage: Eukaryota; Dinophyceae; Syndiniales; Amoebophryaceae
Source: the annotation of a GenBank genome assembly